AUGUUAUUCAGAUUACAUUUUGCCUCAUUCAUUCAUGUAGACUAUAAGGCUCAACAGCAAAUUUCCGCAUUGGUGGCCAAGCGAGGGAAGUCAUUAGAUUCGGUACUCCAAAAGUACAACAACUUGGCCGCUUCUAUGGAUCCUCCCAAACCAGCGCUUACAUGGCAAGAUGUCACGGACCUCAACUUCCUGUCUGACAUCGUUCUGUUACGUGGCCAAGAAGAUAUCAGAGAGAAACCAUAG
Messenger RNA from Cantharellus anzutake, 243 nucleotides. RefSeq lists its product as uncharacterized. The coding region runs from base 1 to 243 and encodes 80 amino acids. NCBI's taxonomy places the organism in Eukaryota, Fungi, Basidiomycota, Agaricomycetes, Cantharellales, Hydnaceae. The record is from RefSeq and is a predicted model, not a curated record. The transcript has a single exon.